UCCGCCGGCCGUGUCCGCCUUCCCCCGGGCGGUGGCGGCAUGGGCAAGAAGAAAGCGGCGGGGCUGGGCCGAGCGCUCAUCCGGGACCGCAGCCAGCCCCGCGGGGGCCGCCGCGCCGCAGCCGGAUGGCUCCAUACGAGCGAAUUAAACGAUGGUUACGACUGGAGUCGGCUCAAUGUUCAGUCCAUCACCGAGCAGAGCUCCCUGGAGGAUUUCCUGGCCACGGCUGAGCUGGCCGGCACGGAAUUUGUGGCCGAAAAACUGAAUAUCAGGCUUGUUCCUGCUGAGGCUCAGACCGGCCUGUUGACAGCCAAAGAAGCCAAAGAGAUCCAUGAGCUGCAUGAGCAGAACAAGCAGUUCCUGCGGGUCCCACGGCGGCCGUAUUGGGACAAACAAACCAGCCCUGAGUUGUUGAACCAAGCGGAAAGAGACAGCUUUCUCGAGUGGAGGCGCCAGCUUGCCCGUUUAGAGGAAGAACAGAGGCUCAUCUUGACUCCGUUUGAACGAAAUCUGGAAUUCUGGCGGCAGCUUUGGCGAGUCCUUGAAAGAAGCGACGUGGUGGUGCAGAUCGUGGACGCCAGGAACCCCCUCCUCUUCAGGUGCCCCGACUUGGAGUGUUACGUGAAAGAGCUCAGCCCCGAGAAGGAGACCCUCCUCCUCCUCAACAAGGCCGACUUCCUGAGCGAGGAGCAGCGCUCCGCCUGGGCCCGCUUCUUCGAGGGCGAAGGGGUGAAGGCCGUCUUCUGGUCGGCCCUGGCGGAGGGGAGGCGGCUGGAGUUGGCCUCCAAGGCUGCGGAAUGGCCCGGUCUGGAUGCUGAGCGGGCUGGCCGGGAGGAGGAGCAGGAGCAGCCCUCGCCAGGGGGACCGGGCUCUCCCUCGUGGCCGGCCGGACGUGGAGAGCAGCCGAGCAGCUCGGAAGAGGACAGCGAAGAGUACCAGGACUGCGAGGAGGAGGCUUGGCUGACCUGCUCCGAGGAGGAGGAGGAGGAGGAGGAGGAGGAGGCGACACCGGCAGCAGAGAGCAGGGCCCCAGCUGGGUCCUCCUGGGAGAGCGGUGCCGAGGCCCCUGGGCCAGGGAUCCCGCAGAGCCAGCCCCUCCGGAACAGCGGCCGCCUCGUGCAGAGGGACGAACUGCUGGAGAUAUUCCGAGCAGGGAAGAGGGCCAAAGAGGGCGAGAUCACCGUGGGGCUGGUGGGUUAUCCCAAUGUAAAGAGUUCGACCAUCAACACCCUCCUGGGAAGGAAGAAGGUGUCCGUGUCAGCCACGCCGGGUCACACGAAGCAUUUCCAGACGCUGUACGUGGAGCCCGGCCUCGUCCUCUGCGACUGCCCCGGCCUCGUCCUCCCCUCCUUUGUGGCCACGAAGGCCGAGAUGGUCUGCAGCGGAAUCCUGCCCAUAGACCAGAUGCGGGAUCACGUCCCCCCCGUCUCUCUCGUGUGCCAGCGCAUCCCGCGAGAUGUCUUGGAGGCGACCUACAGCAUCAACAUUGUCCGGCCCCGGGAGGACGAGGUGCCCGACCGGCCGCCGACGUCCGAGGAACUCCUGACAGCCUAUGGAUGCAUGAGGGGGUUCAUGACGGAUCACGGGCAGCCGGACCAGCCCCGCACCGCCCGCUACGUGCUGAAGGAUUACGUUGCUGGAAAGCUGCUCUAUUGCCACCCCCCUCCUGGAGCCGACCCUGAGGCCUUCCAGCUCUGCCACAGAGGGGGGGCUGCGGGCAAAGGCAGGCUACCCCGGGCAGAGAGGCCAGCGAGCCGGAACCCGAAGGCCAAGCAGGUGGAGAACACGGUGGACCAGGCCUUCUUCCACCAGGAGAGCGUCCGAGUCCUGACGCGGGGGACCCGGUCUCUGGUGGGCUCCAGGGCCGCCGAGGAGGCGAGCCCAGGCAAGCCCUGGAAGAAGCACGGCAACCGGAACAAGAAGGAGAAGGUCCGCCGCCUCACCAAGCACCUGGAUGCCUGAUGGACCUUCGGCGCCAGGCCUCCUUCUGGCUCGCGGGGGGUGGGUGUGGGUGGGUGGGGAGCGCAUAUUCCAGAGAGGACUCCCGGAGCACCGAGGACUGGGCACCUGCGUUGCUCCGGCUACAACUGAGAGCCGCUCAGGCGUCCCUCUGGCUGGUGCCUGGAGCCCCUUCGAGUCCCGCUUGGCAGAAGGCGGCCCCAGCUCUUUCGGAAUAAAGUU
Messenger RNA from Gekko japonicus, 2181 nucleotides. It is a transcript of the gene LSG1, whose product is annotated as large 60S subunit nuclear export GTPase 1. Gene Ontology annotation, biological process: ribosomal subunit export from nucleus. Gene Ontology annotation, cellular component: cytosol. Lineage: Eukaryota; Metazoa; Chordata; Lepidosauria; Squamata; Gekkonidae. The record is from RefSeq and is a predicted model, not a curated record. Gene Ontology annotation, molecular function: GTPase activity; GTP binding.